AUGAAAGGCGUCUCGAGGUUCGGUAGGAAGGAAAAACUAAGUCCACGAUUUAUUGGGCAUUGCGAGGUUUUGGAGCGAAUUGGCCCAGUAGCUUAUCGAUCGGUGUUGCCACUGUCUCUCUCAAUAGUUCACAAUGUUUUUCAUGUUUCGAUGUUGAGGAAGUAUGUGGCAGAUCCAUCCUAUGUGGUGGAUUUUGAACCAUUACAGUUGAAUGAGAACUUUAGAUAUGAGGAAAAGCCUAUUCGAAUUCUCGCCAGGGAGGUGAAGACUUUACGCAAUAGGAAGAUAGUACUAGUGAAAGUUUUAUGGCAGAAUCACCAGUUCAAAGAGGCAACAUGGGAACGAGAGGAUGAGAAGAGAGCCCAGUACCCAGAGCUUUUUCAGGAUUAA
Messenger RNA from Benincasa hispida (wax gourd), 390 nucleotides. RefSeq lists its product as uncharacterized. NCBI's taxonomy places the organism in Eukaryota, Viridiplantae, Streptophyta, Magnoliopsida, Cucurbitales, Cucurbitaceae. The record is from RefSeq and is a predicted model, not a curated record.